AGUGUCCGCUCAUUUUUUUAUGGCCUGAAUGACUGACAGGAGCUCAUCGAUGAGUGCUUCUGUUUUCUUCCUGGGAAGAGUUCAAUCACAAAUCAGUCAUGAGCUCCAGCUUGGUCAACUCUUUAGCCAGAAUGUAUGAUCCCAAGCCGCUUCACGGUCAGAAGCCCGCUGGCAGAAAGCUCUCGCUCAACGGAUUAGACAAGUGCCCGGCGGCUACUUGCGCUUCCCCCUGCCACCACGUCGCUUCGCUGCGCCGCAUCGAGAGCCGCAUCGACUCGUUGGCCUGCCAGAUGGAGAGUUUGCUCGGCGUGCAGCAGGCCGUCCUCACCCGACUGGACGCUUUGUCACGCGACGUGAGAGGGAUGGAGCGAAGCCGGGCGUCGAUGAGCGAGGAGGCUCCCCGCGAUGCUGACGCCCGUGCGGGAGACGGCUCCCAAGUCGCGCUGGUGUGCGGGCAGUUGUUGGGGGCGGCGGAGAGGGUCGGCGAGCAAAUGGACAGUCAGGGCCGCAGGCUGGACGCGCUGGAAAAAGUGGCGGAGGGCACCCAGCAGGUGAUCGGCUUCAUCGGCGACGUGGUGAAGAGCUCCCGGCUGAUGAGGCUUCUCUUUAAAAAGCCCGCCAGCCCUUUCAAACCCAAGGGAAAAGACGACAAGGAGAAAGGAAAACUGAACCCGAAAGCCCAGAAGAAGAGGAGGUCCCUGGAAACUUCAGAAGACACACUGAGCGGAUCGGUUCUGCCAGAGCAGGUGGCGAAACUCAACCAGAAGAACAUCGACCAUUCUCAUGGAAACAACCAAGCCGAGGACGGGGAAAACGGACGACAUCUCGACUCGUCCGCCUUGAUUCUGAACGAUUCCAAUAAGGAGAGUGAAGAGAUCUUUGACGACUCGGGCCCUGACGAAGAGGUGGAAUUCGAGAUCAAUUCAGCGGAUUUCAAUCCAGAGAAGAGCGACGAUGAGCGAGAUGAAGGGAGUAACUCGGAAGAAGCAGACGUUUCUUCCCAGACCGCCACGACGACUCCUAUCGUUAAAACCGAGAGUUCUGACGACGUCGGUGUCGACGCGGACGCCUGCGAUCUUAAAAAGAGUCGAGUGGAAGGCGGUCAAGAUCCGAAUGCCGACGGAGUCGUGUUGGAGACGGAGAGCACCGAACGCGCCGACUCGGAUGCGGUCCGCGAGGAGGCCGAACGGGGAAACAACCAGCGGUCUGAUGUGAAGGAAUUCCUCAUCGACUCCAGUCCUCCGCCGUCGGCGCCUUUCGAUCAUCGCAUCGUCACUCCCAAACCUCAUCAAAUAGCGGCCUACUACUCCAUCAACAGAGACGAGGUCCUGGGAGGGGGACGUUUUGGCCAGGUCCACAAGUGCAUCGAGAACUCAUCUGGCCUAACGUUGGCCGCCAAGAUCAUUAAGGCCAGGAGCCAGAAGGAAAAGGACGUGGUGAGGAACGAGAUCCAGGUGAUGAACCAGCUCAAUCACUGCAACCUCAUCCAGCUCUACGCGGCCUUUGAGUCUCGUCACGACAUCAUUCUGGUCAUGGAGUACGUCGAGGGGGGCGAACUGUUCGACCGCAUCAUCGACGAGAACUGCAACCUGACUGAGUUUGACACGGUGCUGUUUAUCCGGCAAAUCUGCGAGGGACUGCAAUACAUGCACCGAAUGUACAUACUGCAUCUCGACCUCAAGCCAGAGAACAUUCUUUGUGUCAGCAGAGCAACAAACAAGAUCAAAAUAAUCGAUUUUGGUCUCGCCCGGAGGUAUAAACCUCGAGAGAAGCUGAAGGUCAACUUCGGAACGCCCGAGUUUUUGGCCCCAGAAGUCAUCAACUAUGAGUUUGUUUCCUUCCCGACAGACAUGUGGAGCCUCGGCGUCAUCACUUACAUGCUACUCAGCGGCUUGUCUCCUUUCCUCGGGGAUGACGACAACGAGACUCUCAACAACAUCCUGGCCUGUCAGUGGAACUUUGAGGAGGAAGAGUUCACAGACGUUUCGGAAGAGGCCAAAGACUUCAUCACGCGUUUGCUGGUCAAGAGCAAAAGCUGGAGGAUGAGCGCGACGGAAGCUCUCAGACACCCCUGGCUGGCAGACCAAAGGCUGCACUAUCAGUUACAUGUGAAGAAAGACAAAUGUCAGCCCACAGCACCGCCCUCGCCAGAGUCCUAGAGAGGUGCCGUCUCCUAACCAAAAAAAUAAAUAAAAAGGAAGUCACUUUCCUCUGCAGAAACUCUGCGAGGACGCCAGCAGUCCUUCGGACUAUGUCGGGCCCCGGCGCCCAACACUGACUGGACCAAUGCCGCUGUUACCUGUAUGGUUACGGAAUCUCGACUCUCUGCUGAGCUUCCCAACCGCAUUAGCUUGGUACAGUCGCUCGGGACAGCCGAUCUGUAGUCGACUUCAUUGAGACCGGAACAAGAAAUGGGUCAAUUUAUCAUUCGAGGUACAAAGUGUAAGAAGAUAAAAGCGAAGUCGAAAUACCGCACCGAUAUGACAUGGGGGGGGGGGACCCUGUAGCCCAAAACGGAGCGCUCAAAUGGAUUUUAUUGUCAGGAACGCAUCGUAUUUGGUAAAGAAAUGUCAAUAUAACCCUUGCAGGGACAGCGGUGAUCACGGUGGACAUCUUAUCAUGUUGUCACGUUCAAGUACUCCCCAAAAAAUGGACUCCUUUGCAAUGGCUGUGUGUAAUUCCCAGAAAUAAUCAACCCCCACUUUUUUUUUUCCAUAACAUGACAUGCCAAAUUUUCGUAGCCAUAUACAAUCUUGUUAUCUUGUUAAAAAAAAACACUUUUGGUUCUGAAAAAAAAACCUUUCAGCGUUUGCCCAGCAUUUGUUUACUCCACCAGGGAUUGCAUUACUGCCUCCUGGUGGUCCACACGUGUAAGGACAACUUUUGAAAUGAAAUCUGAGGCUGAAGGAAACCCCCAAAACUUUGUGUUGACACCAGACUUGUUUUUUUUUUGGUUGCAUAGCAGCAGCUGCUUAGGUUGGUUAAUUUUUUGGACUUUGGGUGAUGAAGAUGUCACCGCACAAUUUUUCGAGAGAUUAAGGGAAGGAAAAAAAUCAGAGCAAUUCCAAGCGGGCACUGAUCGUGACUUCUUUUUCCGGUGUUUGAAUCACAACUGUGAUAAUGGAUCAUUUUCACAUGGUCAACGAAACGCGGCCGCCCGACUUGCGAUCGGUUUUGCGUCGGAGGGUCACACCGGAUGUAUCAUUCAGGAUUUUAAUUGCAGCGACAAAAUGAACGCGGACGGAUGACGACAGAUUGUUUUAGAUUCCGCCACGUUCGAUAGACAAAAAAUGAUUUACUGUCUUUUUGCAUGCAUGGCACUUUUUUUUUCCCCCCUCCAACCCUUAGUUACAAAAUAACUUAUUACUUCCUGUCCAUCAACAGUUAUAUUUUGGAGAAGACAUGUUACUUUCUUUUAUGUUCAAGUCUUAUUAUUAUUAUAUUUUGUGAAUAACUUUGAACACAUCGAUCUUGUUGAACACGUCGUUUUGUACAUUACACGUAUUGCACAAAAAUCUCUCGGUGUCAGAUCGCACACGUACGCUACUUUUCUUGCCAUUUCCUUUCACGCCGCUGGAUGCCCUUUGCUUUGACAGUCUGGAGUAGGUAGCCCCCCCAUUCUCACCUUCCAUGAAGGCGUAACACAAACUACACAAUACUACCUAUGAAUGUUUCAUGUUGCUGACUGCUGUUGAUUUUGAUGUCGGUUUCUUUACUGCUUUCGACACCAGGCUGUACUUGAAGCGCCCUGGUUUCUCUCAUUUCUUGCACAUUUAGUGAGAGGUUGGUUAAAAUGGAGGAGUCCAACCUUCGAGAUUGUGCGCCGCGUAGAUUUUGGGCAGGUCAACAGUCUUGACCGGAAUGCAAUCAGUGGAAAGGGAGCGGCGUACCCUUCAUUCUUGUUAUUCGAUCUUUUGAUUCAGGCUUGGCAUGUUUCUUAUUCGGGGGUGGACAUGCCACCUCCUCAGUCAUGUCUCUUUCUGUUAUCAUGUUUUGCUUGGCUUGUGGAGAUUCUUGACCAUCGCAUCUUUAUGUGAGAGGACUGUAUGUCACAACUGUUUGCGGUUCCACUGUGAACUGUGAAAGCUUUUGACAUUGGGAAUGGUUGUUUCAUGUUACAAUUGUUUUGUGUAAUUAUAUGAAUGAAAAUAGAAACUGUAUAAAUGAAAGCACAAAUAAAGUACACUGAUGUGUCGUG
Hippocampus zosterae (dwarf seahorse) is the source of this 4198-nucleotide messenger RNA. Its product is annotated as myosin light chain kinase family member 4-like. NCBI's taxonomy places the organism in Eukaryota, Metazoa, Chordata, Actinopteri, Syngnathiformes, Syngnathidae. The transcript has 13 exons. Gene Ontology annotation, biological process: intracellular signal transduction; positive regulation of apoptotic process; protein phosphorylation. The coding region runs from base 99 to 2159 and encodes 686 amino acids. The record is from RefSeq and is a predicted model, not a curated record. Gene Ontology annotation, cellular component: nucleus; cytoplasm. Gene Ontology annotation, molecular function: ATP binding; protein serine/threonine kinase activity.